Sinocyclocheilus rhinocerous is the source of this 3559-nucleotide messenger RNA. Its product is annotated as elastin-like. The transcript has 47 exons. The coding region runs from base 237 to 2921 and encodes 894 amino acids. Gene Ontology annotation, molecular function: extracellular matrix structural constituent. Lineage: Eukaryota; Metazoa; Chordata; Actinopteri; Cypriniformes; Cyprinidae. The record is from RefSeq and is a predicted model, not a curated record.
ACUCAGCUUUUUUGGCAGGAAUGACCAGAAUAAAAACAGCAACACCAGACAUAGAAGAGAAAAAAGUGCAAUGAUCCAUCGAACCAAAGGCUUUGCCCUUUCCUAAUUACGUCGUGUCCAGUAUCAUUUUCUUUUUUCCUCCCCUCUUCAUUUUUUGAGACAUUUUUGAAGUGGUAAUUAGCUCUUAGAGAAUAAAACCAGCUGAUUCGGGGAGGGCCAGUGCAUUUUGGGGCGAGAUGGCUAACAGGAGGGUUGCGUUGCUCCUUCUCGGAUUCUUCCUCACCAUACAGCUGAGUCCUUCGCUGCAAGGAGGGGUGUAUGUGCCACCGGGUUCAGCUGGAGCAGGACCAGGAGGUGCUGGAUUGUUACCAGGUGCUGGAUUUUACCCAGGUGCUGGGACGUCCCAAUACAAAGCAGCAAAAGCAGCAGGAGGAUAUGGAGGUGCUGCUGGGACUCAGACAGGAGCUUUAGGGGCUGGAGGUUAUGGAGCUGGUGGUUAUGGUUAUGGUGCUUAUGGUGCAUAUGGUGGUGCUGGAAGAUUUUACCCAGUGGCUGGAGGUCUGAAACCGGCUAAACCAGGUCUACCUGGAGGAGGUCUACCUGGAGGAGGUCUACCUGGAGGUGCUGGUGGAAAGCCUGCUAAAGGAGGGCCAGGUGCAGGAGGAACUGGUCCUGGUUCUGGCCUCCCAGGCCUUGUCAUUCCUCAGACCGGGGUACAAGGACUGGGCCCUGGUGGGGUUGGACCUGGGGGAAAAGCCGCGAAGCCCGGGAAAGCUCCAGUGCCAGGAGUGGGAGUGCCUGGACCUUAUCAAGGAGGACUUGUUCAUGGACAAGGCUUCAAUGGGCGGGGUGUUCUUCCUGGUGUACCCACAGGAACUGGACUCAAACCUAAAUCAGCUGCUGGUGGAGGGCAGGGUCUGGUACCAGGUGGUGGUGGGCGUGGAUAUGGACCACUGCAACAAGGAGUAUUUCACGGAUACCCUCUCAAAUCUCCCAAAGCCCCAGGUGCUGGGUUACCCUACACUGGUGGUAAACUUCCAUACGGUUAUGGUGGUUUUGGUGGAGGUGCUGGACUCCCUGGUGGGAAAGGUGGAGCUGGCUCCAAGCCUGGUUAUCCAACAGGGACUGGUGUGGGGACUUUGGGGGUCUCUGCUGCACAGGCCAAAGCUGCUAAAUAUGGUACUGGAGCUGGUUUUGGUGGGGCUGGAGCUUUUCCGGGUGGUGCUGGUGGACUUUACCCUGGUAUAGGAGUUGGUUUAGGUGGUGUUGGAGCAGGUGGUGCUGGUGGAGUUUACCCAGGGGCAGGAGGUGUGGGUGUUCUUACCCCAGCUCAAGCUAAAGCAGCUAAAUAUGGUGCUGGUCCUGGUGUUACUGGUAUUGGUGGUGUACCAGGCGCAGGUGGACUCUUUCCUGGGGCAGGGGGUCCUGGUGCCCUCUCCCCUGCUCAGGCAAAAGCUGCUAAAUAUGGUGCAGGAGUAGUUCCUGGUGGAGCUGGGAUUCGUCCUGGUGGUGCUGGGAUUGUGCCAGGAGCUGGAGGGGUUUAUCCUGCAACGGGAGGUCUUACUCCCGCUCAAGCCAAAGCAGCUAAAUAUUCCCAACAUUUCGGUGGGGCAGCUGGAACUGGUGUUGGAGGUCUGUACCCUGGAGCUGGAGGUGCACCAGUUGGUGGAGUAGUGGGGGGAGCCGGGGGAAUUCCUGGAACAGCACCAGGGGCUGGAGUGUAUCCAGGUAGAGUGAAGCCUCCUAAAUAUGGAGGAGCAAGAGGGGCCGGUGUUGUCCCAGGCUACGGUUCUGUUGCUGGGUUCGGAGGAGUUCCUGGAGCUGUGCCUGGGGCUGGAGGGUUAGGAGCUGGCGCCAAACCUCCUAAAUAUGGAGUGCCUGGAGGAACAGGUUUGGGGGUCCCCGGAGGAGUACCAGGAGGAGUACCAAUAACUGGAGCAGGAGGAUACCCUGCUGGUGCCAAGGCUCUAAAAUAUGGUUUGGGUGCUGGUGGUGGUUUACCAGGUGGGACUGGUGUUGUGCCUGGAAUAGGUUUGGGUGGAGCUGGUGGAGUCCCAGGUGGAGUUGGAAUAGGAACUGGAUAUGGAGGAUAUGGGACUGGGGCAAAACCACCUAAAUAUGGUGUUCCCGGUGGAGUACCCGGAGGUGUACCUGGAGGGUAUCCAGCAGGAGUUAAACCUCCGAAAUAUGGAGUUGCAGGAGGUGCAGGUACAGUACCUGGUGCAGCAGGAGCGCCACUGCCUGGAACUGGGACGGGACUGACACCAGGAGCCGGGGUUGGAGGAUAUCCUGGUGGAGUCAAACCUCCUAAAACUGGCACUGGGAUCACUGGAACUGGAAUAGCAGCUCCUGGAGCAACACCUGGUGGUGACGUGGUGGUUGUACCGGGUGGCACAGGCAUCGGUGUUCCUGGAGGUACUGGUCUGCCCUUUGCACCAAGUGGAAAACCAGCAAAGCUUCCAACGCUGGCUCCUGCAGGGACUGCUGUACCGGGUCCUGGUGGGGUUUACCCAUAUGGAUAUGGCCCAUUUCCUGGUGGCACUGGAGCAGCUGGAAUUGGAACUGGUGUGUUACCUGGAGCCAAACCUCUGAAAGCCCCUGGUGUAGGGGGAGUUGGAGGGGCAGGACUCGUACCUGGAGCAGGUGGAGGGUAUCCAGCAGGUGUUGGUGUUGGAGCUGGUGCUAAACCACCUAAACCAGGCUACGGCUCUUUGGGUACAGGAUACGCACAGCCAGGUGGUGUAGCUCCAGGAGGAUAUGGAGGAUAUCCACAAGCAUAUCCAGGGGGAUAUGGAGCAGGACUGUCACCACAACAAGCAAAAGCAGCCAAAUAUGGAGGUGGACUGACGGGAUUCCUGGGAGCAGGUUAUCGAGGUGGAGCCGGCUGCCAAGGAAAAUACUGCGGGAGGAGGAGAAAGUAAAGGAUCUCUUGAGAUGUGAAGUGACCUCAAGAAACAUGGUGCUACUGCAUGCUCCAGAGUGUACUUUUGAUACUCAAACAAACAAUCCCAGCAUGCACAAGUGUUAUGUUUUGUACUGAUCGUAAGUAUUUGUAACAAAUCCAAAUUCAGAUCCCCGAACCGUCUAGUGUUUUGUGAAAAUAAUUCCAAUUCUAAUGGCACAUUCCAUCACCUUACUGUUUCCUAGUGUAGGGUUGCAUAUAACCGGGUUGAUUAGCUGGCAAUGCUGUUGUGUAGCUGUAAACGUUUUAACCACCGACCUCUUAUUUGUGUGCGUUUCUGAGUCCAUCCGAAGCUCUUUUGCUCCGUCGCGGUCACGAUCUGGCGCUCUAGACUCUUUCACAUCUUCCAGCGUCCUCGCCGACUCGUGAGUGAAAGCGUCCUGUCAUUCUGUCAUUCUGCUGAUUAAACUCCGGGUUGAAAUGCUUCACAUCUGGCUGUGCUUCAGCUCAGGGGUUUGCCUGUUAUUUUUACCCUUCAGCAGCUUUCUGUGCAGAUGGGCCUUAAGAUUACAGUGCUUUAUGGGUGACUCUCUCUCUCACACACACACACACACACAAAAAGAAAUUAUAUUUUGCAUAAAGAAAAUUAAGCCUGUU